Molecule: messenger RNA, 377 nt
Organism: Galeopterus variegatus (Sunda flying lemur)
Lineage: Eukaryota; Metazoa; Chordata; Mammalia; Dermoptera; Cynocephalidae
Product: ras association domain-containing protein 4-like
Exons: 4
Biological process (GO): signal transduction
Source: RefSeq, a predicted model, not a curated record
GAAGAUGAAAGAAGAUUGUCCGCCCAGCUCCUAUGUGCCUGUCAGCGACAGCAAGUCCAUUCUGAAAUCGGAGCUCUUAAGCCUGCUGAAGACCUACAACUGCUACCAUGAGGGCAGAAGCUUUCAGCUGAGACACUGUGAGGAAGAAGGGGCUCUGAUCAUCGAGGGGCUCCUCAACAUCGCCUGGGGACUCCGGCGGCCCAUCCGGCUCCAGAUGCAGGAUGACCGGGAGCGAGUGCACCUCCCCUCGGCCUCGUGGACACCUGGACAGCCCAGCUGCCACCCAAAGGAGCCAUCUCCCCAGGACAAAAGGGUCACCACUGAGGAGCCAGGGGCCCAGCUGGUGCCCAAGGUUGAGAGUUCCAGAGACAGUGCAG